AUUUAUAUUCUCUCUCUCCCUCUCAAAUCUCCACUUCCAUACCCACAUUACCCAAACUCAAUCAACACACCGGAAACAGUAUGGGACUGUCAGCCAACCCUAGCACAGUCGUCCUUCUGCUCCUCCCCCUCCUCCUCUCCUUACUCACGGCGGGGCCGCCUCCGGUCUCCGCCAAACUCAAAACCUCCAACAUCCAGUUCGAUUACUUCAACGACACCUACGACCUCGGCAAAGCAUUCGAGGUCGACUCGACCGCGACCAUACACAACGAUGCCCUCCAAGUCACGAUGGACUCCGUCAACUCUGCCGCCCUCAUCGACCAAUCCGGUCGAAUCCUGUAUAAAUCCCCUUUCAAGCUGUGGGAAGGUCAAAACGACACCGACAGAGUGGCGUCGUUCAACGCCUCGUUCCUCGUGAACAUCUACCGAGUGGACAAUUCUACCCCUGGCGAAGGCUUGACGUUCGUGGUGGCGCCAGACCUCAAUCUCCCGGCGAAUAGUAAUGGUGGGUACCUGGGUCUGACCAAUUCUGCAACCGACGGUGAUAAGGCAAACAACUUUAUCGCUGUCGAGUUGGACACGUUUAAAGAGGAUUUUGACCCGGAUUCGAACCACGUUGGUCUUGACAUAAACUCUGUCAGGUCCAACAUAACUGUCUCCUUGACCCCACUCGGAUUUCAACUGGUUGGCGAGGGUACAACGGCCAAUUUCUUCAACGUCUGGGUCCAAUACGACGGAAUCAAUAAGGUAAUCGAGGUUUACAUUGCUCAACAAGUAAACAAAACGGAUCCGACACCUCCCAGGCCCGCUAACCCGAUCCUGAAAUCGAAUUUGGAGCUCAGAGGGGUCGUCAAUCAGUACUCAUAUUUCGGGUUUUCCGCAUCAACAAGCAACGUAACCGAGCUCAACUGCGUCUUGCGUUGGAACUUGACGGUGGAGCACUACUACGACGAAAAACAAAAGUGGGUGAAGAUUGGCCUCGCCACCGGGAUUCCAACGGUGGUGAUCCUACCGUUGGCGGUUGUUUUGGUAUGUUUCUUCCGAAGGAGGUGGUUAACACGGCGGUCAAAUCAGCAAAUGUCGGGAAAGGUGAAGAGCAUGCCCGGGAUGACGAGGGAGUACGAGUACAGAGCUUUGCAGAAGGCUACGAACAAUUUCGACGACAAGAGGAAGUUGGGAGAAGGUGCGUACGGAGUGGUUUACAAAGGGUAUUUGGCGAAUCGCGAAGAUAUGGAGAAGGGAGAAGUGGAGGUGGCCGUGAAGAAGUUUUCCAGAGAGAGUUUGAAGGGUCGGGAUGAUUUCUUGGCGGAGCUCGAAAUCAUCAAUCUUCUCAGGCACAAACAUCUUGUCCAACUACGCGGAUGGUGUCACAAGAAUGGGGAGUUGCUGUUGGUCUACGACUACAUGCCCAAUGGCAGCCUCGACAAACACCUCUUCAGUGAUGACAACAACAUGCCAUUGAGCUGGAAAAUCCGCCACAAGAUCAUCUCCGGGCUAGCCUUCGCCCUCCACUACCUCCACAACGAGUAUCGAAAGAGGGUCGUCCACCGUGACCUCAAGGCCAGCAACAUCAUGCUUGACGCCGAGUUCAACGCCAUGCUAGGAGACUUUGGCCUUGCAAAGGCCCUAGACAACGAAAAAACCUCGUUCAUAGAAGCCGGGGGCGUUCUUGGAACAAGAGGGUACAUGGCUCCCGAAUAUUUGGCCACGGGCAAGGCCACCGAGCAGUCUGAUGUAUAUGCUUUUGGUGCAGUUUUGUUGGAAGUGGUUUGUGGUCGUAGGCCCGGGACCCAAAUUGGCACGUACCCGUUGUUAGUAAAUUGGGUCUGGGCCUUGCAUCGCGAAGGCCAGUUACUUGAGGCGGUAGACAAAAGACUUGGGGAGGACUAUGAAGCGGAGGAAACCAAAAGAGUUUUGCUUCUGGGCCUGGCUUGUUCGCAUCCGACAGCGAGUGAAAGGCCCAAAUCUCAGGACAUUGUUCAGAUCCUAUCGGGCUCGAUGCCUGUGCCCCAUGUGCCGUCACUCAAGCCGCCUUUCGCAUUGGCGCCCGUGCCGAUGCUGGAGGAAGACAUCAGUCCGGCCACCAACACUACCGACACGAUGUUCUUUACGAGCCCACAUAAUGGAUCAGAUUGGACACCACAGACCAUCAACCCAGAAACCCAACGCUCAUACAGCGACAGCUUCAGUAGCACGUGAAAAUGUUCAACUUUUCUGGUGUUUCCUACCGGCCGCUAGUCAUUGAGAGGAGGGGGGAUUGCUUGUGUACAUUUGGUUGUGGUGGUGUAUAGAAUUAACUUUUCUUUCAGUUAUGUUUCCUGUAACGAUUAAGAGGAUUUGAUAACAUGUAUAUAGUUGUUAGAAGUCUAUCCUCUGGGUAAAGGUACCCUGUAAUUAGCAAAACCUUAGUUUCAGCAACUCAGACAGGCUUCAGAUGAACAAUGUAAGUUGCUCAAACAACUCAGAUAGAUUCUAUAAUUUAUAAAUAUGCGCCCCUUUUAG
This is a messenger RNA of Rhododendron vialii, 2501 nucleotides long. Its product is annotated as probable L-type lectin-domain containing receptor kinase S.5. The record is from RefSeq and is a predicted model, not a curated record. Gene Ontology annotation, biological process: protein phosphorylation. Lineage: Eukaryota; Viridiplantae; Streptophyta; Magnoliopsida; Ericales; Ericaceae. The transcript has 3 exons. Bases 81 to 2198 code for a protein of 705 amino acids. Gene Ontology annotation, cellular component: plasma membrane. Gene Ontology annotation, molecular function: protein kinase activity; ATP binding; carbohydrate binding.